Molecule: messenger RNA, 6423 nt
Organism: Closterium sp. NIES-65
Lineage: Eukaryota; Viridiplantae; Streptophyta; Zygnematophyceae; Desmidiales; Closteriaceae
Source: the annotation of a GenBank genome assembly
AUGUCGGUUCAGGUGGACGCUCUGAUUGGCCGGAACCACAUUUUCAAGCGGAGCAUUAUCCUGGUGAAGGCCUGGUGUUACUACGAGAGUCGAAUUCUUGGGGCCCACCACGGGCUCAUCUCCACAUACGGCCUGGAGACCCUCGUUCUGUACAUUUUCCACGUGUUCCAUAAGGAGCUGCACAGUCCGUUGCACGUGCUUGUCAAGUUUCUGGAGGUAUUCAGCAAGUUUGACUGGGAGCAGUUUUGCCUCAGCCUCAAAGGCCCCGUUCCUCUCUCGUCUCUACCCACCAUGCUCGCUGAGAGGCCUGGUGGAGUAGAGGACCUGCUCCUCACAGACGAGUUUCUGGCAGAAUGCUAUGCCAAGUACUCACUGGCUCCCAUGGUCCAGAAGCGGCCGUUCAUGGUCAAGUUCCUGAACAUCAUUGACCCUCUCCUGGACAAUAAUAACCUCGGCCGCAGCGUCAGCAAAGCCAACUUCUUCCGCAUCAGGAGCGCACUGGCGUACGGCUCGCGCAAGCUGAACGCGGCGCUGAACGGCCCAGAGGAGCUGGUGGCUCUGGAGGUGGACCGGUUCUUCCGCAACACGUGGGUCCGCAACGCCUCUGGCUCGCGCCCAGACGGCUCCAACCACGAGUUCGUGCUCCAGCACAUGCCCCGCCGCUUGCCGCUCUUCGCCCAGCCGAUGCCGCCCCCGGUGCAACCCGGAGGCGUGGCACCCGCAGCUGCAGGCGCGGCAUCAGGGGCAGGGGUAGGAGCAGGAGCAGUGGCAGGGGUGGGGACAGGUGUUUAUGCUGUUAGGCCGGUCGUGAGUGUUGGUGGGGGGUACCGGGGGCAAGUGAACGCAGCAGCGGCUCAUGAGAACAAGCCUCCGGGGGAGGGGGAUGUUAUGCGGGCGCCAUACUCCCAUGGGGGGCAGCAUGGCGUGGUGAUGAACGGAAACAUGGCCGGGCAUGUUCCUGGGAACGUGGCUGGAAACAUGGGUGGGAAUAUGGGUGGGAACAUGGGGAGGCGGCAGCAGGUGCAGGCGUCGGAUGGGCCCCACCGGGUGCCAUAUGGGGGAGGUCAUACCUGGAUCCCUGCUCCUCUUUUCCCUGUGCCUGCUAAUGUGGCGCAUGUUCCCGCAACCCUUCACAGAACAGUACAGGUGGAUGAUCAUGCUGUGCAGGCAGGCACACACGAAGCCACUGUGAGACCGUCUGAGAAUAGUGUCCGUCCCUUGGAGCAGGCCGUUCGUGCUGCUGAAAGUAAAGCUUCUGUGGAGCAAGACGCGUUGGUGAGUGAGCUUGUGGAGAGGAAGAAGGCGGGAAGUGUGGAUGCACGCCCAAGGGAGGAGCAACGAAGCGGGAGUGAACGGAGUGGAGGAAACGAGAGGAACGAAGCGAGUGAAAGGAAUGAAAGAAUUGAAGGGAGUGAAAGCCAGGGCGCACAGCAGGGCGCACAGGGAGGGUUGGACGGAGCAGGGAGUGCAGGACCUGCUGUUAGCUCAGGGAAAGGCGAGAGGGAGGCAACAGCAAGGCAAUCAGAGGCACCGGCACGAGGUCAAAAAGAAGAAGUUGGUUCCGGCUCACGCUCUGCCAAGGGAGCAUCAAGAGUCAUGUCCAGCACCAGUUCCCCCACACCCGACACCAUUCUCACCACCAUAGACGCCCGUUCCCAACCCGUACAACCCAGUGCGCCCCCUGCUCCGCUCGGUCCUCCUCUAGGCCCCCCAGCCAGCUCCUCCGCAGGUCCCUCACCACUCCCCCAUGUCAGCCCGUUUCCGUUCCCGCCUGGGCUCCUCAUAAUGGCCUCUACCCCCAACGGCCCCUGCCUUGUCCCUCUCUCCGCCUUCCCAGGGGCGCUUCACCCGCGACUGCUACAGAUGCCCAUGCAGCAGCUGCAGGCGUUUGGCUCCCAGCCGCUCCCUGUUUCAAACUCGGAUGGUUCCGCGUCACUGCCUCCAGCCCCUCAGCUCUUUCCCUAUAUGGCUCUUCCCAUGCCCCUGCCAUCAGCAGCAGGCUUUCCACAGGUCCCUGGUCUUGUGCCCGUGCGACCGGGAGGGCUGGAAGGGGAGGGACCGUACAGGGGGUUGUUUGGUGUGAGUGACAGUGCGUCUUUCACAGAUGGCUCCGAGGUUUCAGACGCAGCAGCAGGUGCUGCCGCUGUUGCUGCUGCUGCUGCUGCUGCUGCUGGUGCUGCUGCUGGUAGCGGUGGUGAUGGUGGUAGGGGAGACUCAGGUGCUGCACCUGCUGCUGUGCCACCUCCUAUGUUGUGGCAAAGGAUGGACCAGCUGCAACAGGUGUCAGGCUCGAAGCUGCAGGAGCCAAGGCAAGCACCGGGAGAGAUGAUCGGAUCAGCAGCAGGAGCAGCAGAGGGAGUGCAGGCCCCAUUACCCGAGGGCGUCAAGUCAGUCACACCCCCUCCAGGGCACGUCCCGUUCAUUCCCCUCAUCCGACCUGCCUCCGGCGCCCCUCCCUUCGCCCAAAUUCCCGGCAUGGCCCCGUUCCUCCCGCAAAUCCCCAUCAGAGCGCUGCAUCUCGCGCCCCCUUGGAUGUUCCCCCCGCAUGCCCAUGCGCCCAUGCAAGCCCAGGGCGCUGGCGUGGCAGCAGGUGAUUGGUCGGAUGGGCUGGCCAGGGCGGGUUCGCCUAUGGGUGGUAACGCUCUGGGUCUGUCUGGGUCUGCAGCGGUGGGGGCGAGUGCUGAUGGUGAUGGGAGGGAGGUGGAGAAAACAGGAGCAGGGCUCGUGGCAGGACUGGGGGCAGGACUGGGGGCAGGAGCCAGGGCAGGUCCCAGGGCAGCAGCAGGGGCGCCCGUGGUGUUUGUAGGAGAGGGAAAGGCAGGUGUUGCCACUAGCAGCAGCAGUGGUGGCGAUGCCAGUGGGUGGAGUGGUGGUGGGAUUGCCGGGCCACAGCUGACCCCGUUGACCCCGUUGACCUCCACUGGUUCGCCUUUGGUGGGUUCGUCAGCCAUGCCAUUGGGCAGGGAAUCUCCAGGGCAGUCACCUGCCCUGAAUAGACCCUCCCCAGGCGUACCCGCCCCAAGUAGACCCUCCCCAGGUGCGCCCACCCCUCUGCUCCACCCGACGUCUGCCAUUCCGUCAUCCACGUUUGGCCCAUCCAAACCAAGCACCGAUCCCACAAAGCAGCAGCCAUAUGUCCCAUCCACUUUCCCCACUGGGGUUCCAGGGUCCUCAGGGGUUCCAGGUGUUCAAGGGGGAGGUCCUGGUGCUAACCCAGGGGGCGUAUUCCCCCUCCACCCCUUCUCCCGCCCGUUAGGCCCCCAAGCUGUCCUGCUGUCUCAUCUAGGCGGUCCGCCUGGUGUCUUUCCCUCGUACGUCCUUGCUAAUACUCCCGUCACGCAAGCAGGUGCACCUGGCGCACAGGGCGUAGGGCAGGCUGCAGGAGGCAGUGAGGGAAGCAAGGCGGUGCAGGUGCUGCCCAACCCGCAGCUGCUGCAGCCAAGCACGUUCCCUCCUGGGGCGAUACCAGGUGGAAUCUCAGGUGGGCUCUCAGGUGGGCCAUACUCCUUCAUGCUCAUGUAUGCCCCCCAAGCUGGCAUGCUCCCGGGCGGCAGUGUGCCAGGUAUCGUGCGGUCAGAAUCCGCCCAAGAAACAGUGAGGCUUGCACCUCCUGUGCCCCCAUCUUCCAGUGUAUCGGCCUCUGCUGUUUCUCCUUCUGUCGUUGAAACAUCAGCAUCAGCAUCAGCAGCUGGUGCCUGUGAUACAGCUGCUCCCUAUCCUCUCUCCUCAUCCCCUUCCUCCUCCUCCUCCUCGAUGCCCUCCUCAUCCUCCCUCUCGGUGCGUGCACGGUCCAAUCCCGUGGCCACAAGAGACCCCUCAGCCUCCACCGCCAGUGCUCCACGUGUGGUGCGAGGCAGGGGCGGCAGCGGCGGGGGGAGUGAGGGCGUAUUAGCAGAGCCACGCAGGGGGGGCAGUGGAGUGGGGGGCGAAGGUGGGUUAGCAGAGGCACGGGCUGAUGCUGCUGGGGAGGCUGGGUCUUGGGGCAGUGGGGAGGGGGCGCAUAGGAGCACAGCGGACGGGGCACAACGAGGCCAUGGGUCCACUGGAGGUGUAGUGAGAGGGGAGGUGCGGCAGUCAGGUGGAGGGAAGCAGCAACGAGGGGGCACAAGAGGAGAGGAUGGACGAGGAGAAGGGAGUGGAAGGGGCGAGGGGAGCGGAAGAGGAGAAGGGAGUGGGAGAGGCGAGGGGAGUGGGAGAGAAGGGGGUGGAAGGGAAGGGAGUGGAAGAGGAGGAGAGAGAGGCGGGCAGCGAAGGGGAGAGGCCCAGGAUAUGGGGGAGCAGGCGGAGCAGCCGUCCUCAAAACUCCUCCAACAACAACAGCAGCAGCAGCAGCAGCCAGUGGGUCUCAAGGGAGCACUAGGGACGUCCCAACCACAGCAGGGUCAGGUUCAGGGUGCCGAGCCUGCCGAGCUGGACCGGCGAGUGCCCGAACCAGAUGACGAGCCACUAGCCUCGGCAGAAACAGUGACCAUCAGUUGGAGGUCGUCCUUACGGCCCGGGGAGGAAAGGCAGGCGGCAGGGAAAAGGGCACAGAGAACUUCCCAGCAGCAGAUACAGCCCACGGGGUGGGGAGAACCGGAGGCGGCUGGUGAGGGUGGGGGUAGUGCCUCAGUGGUGAGUGCCAGGGAGAGAGGAGGGCUCAGCAGUACUGGGGGGAAGGCAGAGAGCAGGAGCAGCGCUGGCAAGGGAGCUGCAGGCUCAGCUUUGUCGCCUGCAGCGUCGGCGGUGCCACUGUCUCUGCGGUCGAUGUCGCCUCGGGCGGGUGGGAAGGGGAGUGCGGGCGUAGGGGCGGGUCGGAGUGGGCAGAGUGGGAGCGGAAGUGGCUCCCCGGUGUUGAACUCUCCCAAAGCAGGGAAAAGAAUAAGAGGGGAAGACGCUCUAUAUGAACUCAAGGACGAGGAUUUCCCCCCGUUGCACACUCCCAAGGAUUCCGGGGAGGUGUGGGCGGAGAUUGUGGCGCAGCUAGGGGGAAACGGGGAACGGGAGGCGGAGGCGGAGGCGGUGGUUGAGGGGGAAAGGGAGGGGACAGGCGAGGCGGAGUGGGAGAGGCGGGGGAAAGAUUCGAGGGGAAAGAGGGAGGAUGGGGUGAAAUGGUGGGAGGGGAAGGUGGGGGGGAGAGUGCAGCCGGAGGCAGUGUUGGAGGAGCUACAUAUUAGGGACUUCGCGCUGGUGGAGCACCAGGGACUUUGCGCUGGUGGAGCACCAGGCGCUGCAUUUCUCGCCUGCUUUCAACGUGUCACAUCCCCUGCCUUCCCUCUUUCCCUCACCCAUGCUUGCCUCUCGCCCCCCUCUCUCUUUCCCAGGGACUUCGCUCUGGUGGAGCGCCAGGUGCUGCAUUUCUCGCCUGCUUUCAACGUCAUCACAGGCGACAGCGGGUCCGGCAAGUCAAUCAUCGUGCAGGCAAUAGGGCAGGUACUGGGAGCAGCAGCAUCUGAGGACUCUGUACGAUCUCCAGCCCUCUCCUCCUCUCUCUCCGCGCAUCUCUCCCUCUCCCCCUCCGCCUCUCACUCCCUCCUGCAAUUCCUCAGGCAGGAAGGUAGGCUAGAUGUGGUGAAGGCCGUUACUGGGGGAGGUGGUUUAGCUGAUGGUGCAGGUGAUAAAAACGGAAAGCAGGAGGAGCGUGGUUCAGGGAUGAGCAGUGCUGGUCGUGUGAGAAUGAAGGUGAUUCUAGAAAGGGAGAUUUUCCGCUCUGUUGCUGCUGAUGGUGAUGCUUAUAGCGAGUCUGAGGCUGAUGGCAGCAGCAACAGAGGAGGAAGCAGCAGCAAGAGCGGAGGCAAGAGCGGGAGCAAGGGCAGGAGCACGAGUGGAAGCACGGGCAAGAAGAGCAGCAAGGCGCGGAGUGUGUGCCGGGUGAAUGGGGUGGUGGUGCCUCUGAAGGCUCAGCAGGUGUGGGAGGAGCAGAAGAGGCUGCAGGAGGCAGGGGGGGAGCAAGCGUUAAUGGUGCUGCAGGAACUGGUUGAGGAUGUGGAGAGACUGGGACUUAAGGAAGGUGAGGUGGAGGCGAUACGGGAGGAGAUCAGGGAGCAUGAGCGGGCAGGCAGGGCAGCUGAGAGUUGCAGCCGUGCGCAUGGGAUGCUGGAGGGCUCUGGAGCGUUAGGCGUGCUGCAUGGGUUGAGUAAGGCUGUGGAGGAGUUGAGAGAGGUGGAGGAGGAGGAGCAGGAGCAGGAAGAGCAGGAGGGGGAGGAGGAUGAGGGGAUUGGGAGGAAAGGGAGGAGGGGAGGGAGGGGGGGUGCAGGGGGGUAUGUGCAGAGGGGGAGGUUGGAGGAUGUUUCAGCUGCUUUGGAGCUGCUGGGGGAGGCUAAGAUGCUGGUGAACAGAGCGAAGGAUCACGUGGAGUGCUACUUGGACGACUUGCGGUUCUCACGGGAGCGCAUGGACCGGCUCAAAAAGCGGUUGAGAGAGGUGAUGAGCGGUGCAGAGUGA